AUGGUGUCAGCUAUGGAGCGGAAACGACAUGGUGUCGUCGACUUUGAUCAGCAACUUAUGGAUCAAGGCCAAUCAGACACACUAAGUUUCGACAGUUCAGACGACACCCUCACCUCCCUACCGGCGAUAUCGAAGCUCGAAUCGACGGAUGCGAUGAUAGAGAGAACGACUACUAUUGUCGAAAGCAAUAACGAAGCGGAACGAUCAAUGUCGCUUCGCGAAGGCAUACGCCUGUACCCCAAAGCGAUAAUAUGGUCGGUGUUACUAUCGAUGACACUCAUUAUGGAAGGAUUCUCUACUAUUCUCGUACCCAAUCUGUUCGCAAUGCAACCUUUCCGGAAACAAUUCGGCACAUUACAAUCAAAUGGCUUGUACGAAAUUAGCGCCGACUGGCAAAGCGCACUUGUGAACGGCGGCCUAGCAGGGCAGAUCGUAGGGCUUUUUGCUACAGGAACACUCGCUGAGCGAAUUGGCUACCGAUACACGCUCAUGGUAGGAUUGGUGGCAAUGAGUGUGUUCAUACUCGUGCCCUUCUUUGCCACAGCGUCCAUCGUCAUGCGCGGCAUGAUGAAUAACACCACCAUAUGGGCCUACCGCAUCCCCUUCGCAUUACAAUGGAUUUUCCCUAUCCCAAUCUUCUUCGCCGUUUACUUCGCCCCCGAAUCACCUUGGUGGCUCAUACGACAGGAUCGCUUUGUGGAUGCGAUGAAAACGAUGCGUCGGCUGCGCACACAACCAGCAACCAUGUCAGACGAUGAGUAUGAUAAGACUCUGAACGGCGCAAUGGAGGCCAUGAUUCAAACGAACGAGAGAGAACAACAAAUGCAGAGUGGCACAAGUUACAAAGACUGCUUCAAGGGAGUGGACCGGCGCAGAACCGAGAUCACGUGCAUGGUGUGGAUUAUCCAGACGCUGUGUGGCAGCACCUUCAUGGGCUUCUCCACCUACUUCUACGAACAAGCAGGUCUCGGCUCCUCACACGCUUUCACACUCUCGCUAGGCCAAUUCGCACUCGGUCUCGUCGGCGUCUUCAUAUCUUGGGCUCUCAUGGCAUACUUUGGGAGGCGCACACUUUAUCUCUCCGGACAAGUCAUGACCUUCGUCUUCGUAUUGCUCAUCGGGAUACUAGCCUGCAUACCACACCGCCACCAUUUCGUUACCGUCCGCUCAGCGGUAGUGGGCACACCCUCUCAAGUCGGAAAUCCGCAUCCUACAGCACUCAACUGGUCCAUCGCAGCACUACUUCUCGCCUUCACACUCGCCUACGACGCCACCCUCGGGCCUAUCUGCUAUGCCCUCGUCUCGGAAAUCCCUUCCACACGGUUGAGAAGCAAGACAAUUGUUCUAGCACGCAACUGCUACAACAUCUCCGGUAUCGUCACAAACAUUAUCACGCCACGCAUGCUCAAUCCUACAGCGUGGGGAUGGGGAGCUAAAGCAGGUUUCUUCUGGGCAGGCACGAGUGUGAUCGGCAUUUUGUGGAGUUGGUGGCGACUUCCCGAACCAAAAGGGAGGACGUUCGGUGAGCUUGAUGAACUCUUUGAGAGGAAGGUGGCCGCACGCAAGUUUAAGACUACGGAGUUUACGGUCGGAGGGGCGCUUAUCGCGAGAACGGAGAAGAGUAGGGUGUAG
This is a messenger RNA of Alternaria novae-zelandiae, 1632 nucleotides long. RefSeq lists its product as uncharacterized. Bases 1 to 1632 code for a protein of 543 amino acids. Gene Ontology annotation, cellular component: membrane. The record is from RefSeq and is a predicted model, not a curated record. Gene Ontology annotation, molecular function: carbohydrate:proton symporter activity. Gene Ontology annotation, biological process: transmembrane transport; carbohydrate transport. The transcript has 3 exons. Lineage: Eukaryota; Fungi; Ascomycota; Dothideomycetes; Pleosporales; Pleosporaceae.